CGCCAGCGUGGACGCAGCGAAGUUUUACCAACAAUGGAACACAUGAACCACGGCAUGGCGCAUGGCAUGGACGGCACGGAGCGGCACCACCACGACGUCGAUGACGUCGACGCGUGCGGGGCAUCACACCACCACGCCAUGGUGUUCCACACCGGCGUCUGCCAAGAGAUCCUCUUCAAUGGCUGGUUGACGACCAACGCACUUGAGCUCUUCGGCUCAGCCGUCGCCAUCUUUCUCGCCGGCAUCCUGUACGAAGGGCUAAAGUACUACAGAGAAGCGCUCCACGCCAGGGCCACCACAGCUACGGCGGAUUCAAGAGUCAAUAUCACCAAGAACGAGUGCGGGCAGAAUGGAAACUGCAGCGGCACUGCUAUUGUUAAAUACUCGAUGCUCUCGAGCGGGCACAUAGUCCAGACUCUGCUGCACGUGAUCCAGUCCACCGCCUCCUACAUCCUCAUGCUGGUCUUCAUGACCUACAACGUGUGGCUCUGCAUAGCUCUGGUGCUGGGCCUGGCGGUAGGCUACUUCUUCUUCGGCUGGAGGAAGAACACCGUCGUUGACGUCACGGAACAUUGUCAAUGAUGACCUGGGAAAAUUGUGCUAUUUUUUCUAUAUUUAUGACGAAUUUAUUGUGAUGCAAUUUCGGAGUAUCAAUUUUAUGAUAAUUACUUGGAAUAUUUUCUAUAAAAAUUUGGUAGCUGUUGAUAUACAUAUAUUAAACAAGACAAAAUUGGCAUUGAAUUGGUUGGAUUCGGAGUAGAUUCUUGCUUAGAUUAUUUUCUGUAUUCUGAAGUAAUUUAUUGUCUAUACGAUUUCAUAUUGUGCCAAAUAAAAUUAUUUUUCAUCUCUGUAUUUGAAAAUUACAAAUAUCAACCGUUAUUACAAUGGAAUGCAAAAUGUUAAUAACACGAAAUUUUAUAUUUUGUACAUUUGGCAAAUGUAUAAAUGUUGUCUACUAAGUAAAGUUGUAUUUGAACAAAAUUGUUGACUUAGUCUGGUGUCUGCACACACAUUCCAAGCGCAAAACGUUAAUUCUUUGUUAUGUUUCGUUUUUUAAUAAUUUUAUUUGUCUAUUGUUUCACUCGGGCAAUUUCUUACUAUUUAUUUAAGUAUCAAUAUUAGAAUAUAUUAUAUAUUAUAUCAAAAAAAUUAGACUCACCAAAAGUAUUCUCUUUCUUCUUCAAAUAGGUAUUAAUUUAGAAUAUUGUAAGUUUAAUUAAGCUUAAAUAAUUACAUUUUAAAUGUGUGACGUAUUAUAGAACUUAAAUAAUCAAAUAUUAUGUGCAUGAUAUGGGUAUGUAUGUUAAUCUACAUACCUAAGUAUUAAAUAAGUAUUUACUCAUCUUGCCAAUUUGUACAGUAGUUUUUUAUUAAUUACAUUUUUUUCGCAAAACCUUAUCUCAUCACUCUCUAGAUUGGAAGUCUAGAUAAUACUCUGUUUUUUUUUAAUGGUCCGGAUAAAGAAAAAUUAGUCCUUUGUUGUAAAAAAAUAUACAGUUAUGUAGGACAAAAUAGGUAUCAAAUUGUUUUUGUUAUGAUGAGUUUUGUCGAUUUAUAAACAAGUAAACAAGUAUGCAAGUAAUUUUAAUCAUAUCUGUUAAAUGUGAUAUCGAGUCAAGGUGCUUAUACACGAAUAAUGAAUGUUCAAAUUGCUCAAAAAAGCUAACAAUUUGUAAUUUUUUAAACUAGGUUUAAAGUAAUAUAUACAAUGCAAGUUUAAGUAUUUGCUAGCUCAAAUAGUCCUCCUUUUAUGACAAUUAAAUUAAUAAAAAAAUACAAUAGAAAAAAAAUUGUGAACAAUUUUAUUUAAAAAAGAAAGUAUACAUACCUAUACAUAUAUUUGUAAAAAAAAUUACUUAAUUUAGAAAAUAAAUGUAAAAUAGAUAUUUUUGCAAUCCUUUUAAUUUGCAGAUUGUGAGUGCCUAGUAAGAAUGUACUACCUAUUAUAAUGAUGAGGAUAAAUUGGUUUUAAAUACAAUUUUGAUUUUUUCCAGCACAUGACUUAAAUGAAAAUUAUGUGACUGUGAAAAUUACUUUUAUAACUGUAGAUACGAGGAUUCAUAAAUUGUAAAUAUUUUCUCAAUUUAUUCAAUACAUUCCUGUUAUGAUAUUAAA
This is a messenger RNA of Plodia interpunctella (Indianmeal moth), 2115 nucleotides long. Its product is annotated as high affinity copper uptake protein 1-like. The transcript is spliced from 4 exons. Gene Ontology annotation, molecular function: copper ion transmembrane transporter activity. The record is from RefSeq and is a predicted model, not a curated record. Lineage: Eukaryota; Metazoa; Arthropoda; Insecta; Lepidoptera; Pyralidae. Bases 34 to 582 code for a protein of 182 amino acids. Gene Ontology annotation, biological process: copper ion transmembrane transport. Gene Ontology annotation, cellular component: plasma membrane.